Molecule: messenger RNA, 1954 nt
Organism: Equus caballus (horse)
Lineage: Eukaryota; Metazoa; Chordata; Mammalia; Perissodactyla; Equidae
Source: RefSeq, a predicted model, not a curated record
UCCCCACUUCCCUGCCGUUUGCUGAGUCGCUUUGCUCUCCGGUCGCCCCGCCCUCGGGGAACUCCGCGCAGACCCGCACCGCCCGCGCGCGCCCAGCCCUCCGCUUGAGUAAGCGCCGCCCGGCGGGGGCCAGCGGCUCCGAGCCCCGACCGCCACCCGAGGGGCCGCCUCCCGCUCCGGGCAGCUGGCGGGCGCUCCCGGGACAGCUGGGCGCCGCGCGAGCCCGGCCCCGCGAGGAGGCGGAGGUGGAGGUGGAGGUGGAGGCGGCCCCUGGGCGCGGGCGCGGGCCGGCGGAGGAGCCUCGAGCGCCGCCCGGAUGCUGCAGCCCAGCGGCCUCUCCGCGAGCGGGAGCGGCUGCAGACCGGCCGAGCCUGCCCUCCGCCCGCGCAGGGGCCCGGAAGGGGCUGCGGCUUCCAUCCCUCCGGCUCUCAGACCCUCCUCCCCCCAGGUACAGGCCGGGAGAGGAGGACCCGUCUCCCUCUUGACGCCCCACCAUGGGCAAUGCCUCCAAUAACUCCCGGCCCGGGGACUGCGAGUCUCGACAGUGGCUCCCCUCGGGCGAGAGCCCAGCCAUCAGCUCCGUGAUGUUCUCGGCCGGGGUGCUGGGGAACCUCAUCGCGCUGGCGCUGCUGGCGCGCCGCUGGCUGGGGGACGCGGGGCGCAGCGCCGGCCGCGGGAGCUCCGUCUCCUUGUUCCACGUGCUGGUGACCGAGCUGGUGUUCACCGACCUGCUGGGGACCUGUCUCAUCAGCCCCGUGGUGCUGGCUUCGUACGCGCGGAACCAGACUCUGGUGGCACUGGCGCCCGAGGGCCGCGCGUGCACCUACUUCGCCUUCGCCAUGACCUUCUUCAGCCUGGCCACGAUGCUCAUGCUCUUCGCCAUGGCCCUGGAGCGCUACCUCUCCAUCGGGCACCCCUACCUGUACCAGCGCCGCGUCACGCGCCGCGGCGGCCUCGUCGUGCUGCCCGCCGUCUACGCCGCGUCCCUGCUCUUCUGCUCCCUGCCGCUGCUGGGCGACAGGCAGUACUCCCAGUACUGCCCUGGGACGUGGUGUUUCAUCCGGCAUGGACGCACCGCGUACCUGCAGCUCUACGCCACGCUGCUGCUGGUGCUCAUCGUCGCGGUGCUCGCCUGCAACCUCAGCGUCAUCCUCCACCUCGUCCGCAUGCACCGCCGGGCCAGGGGAAGCUGCUGCGCGCCCGCCUUGGGCAGCGGCCCGGGCGGCCCUGGGACGCGCAGGAGAGGCGAACGGGUGUCCAUGGCGGAGGAGAUGGACCACCUCAUCCUCCUGGCUAUUAUGACCAUCACCUUCGCCGUCUGCUCCUUGCCUUUCACAAUUUUUGCAUAUAUGGAUGAAGCCUUUUCCCGAAGAGAAAAGUGGGACCUCCAAGCCCUUAGGUUUCUGUCGAUCAAUCCGAUUAUCGACCCCUGGGUCUUUGCCAUCUUUAGGCCGCCUGUGCUAAGAGUGCUGCGGUCCGUGCUCUGUUCCCGGGUGUCAUUGAGGACACGAGAGGCAAGCCCGACUUCCUGUUCCACACAGUCCCAGUGCCAGUAAGUAGCUGGCCCUUGUGGAUAGUCGCUCAGUAGUGCUGAGUUAGCAUCUGGAAGAACGUUUUGAAAUGAUUCCUUGGAGAAAUGAAACCCGUUAGUUUAUAAACAAAAUGAAGCUACCCUAAUAAAACAGACAUUUCAGCAGUGCUUGGGCCACAGAUGUGCUGACAAGGCCCUUCACGGGAAGUGUCAGAAGAUCUAUACAACCUGCCCUCCGAGAGCACGUUACACCGCCUUUGAGGAACAACCAACAGUGUUUAAGAUCCAUUGGACUUUUAAGCUUUCCUGUUGAAUGAGAAAGCAUGUGGUUUUGUAAUUUGUCUAAAACCUUAAAUAGUUACCGUGUUUUCUGUUUUAAUCUUAUAUGCUACUACUGUAUUAAAUACACAGUGUACAGUCUGA